AUGGCGCCACCAGACCACCCGCCAGACAAUAACCGGGGUCGCACAGUGGACGGCGGGUUGGGCGUGACUGAGCCGACGGCUGACAUUGCUGCUGCAGCGCUGCUCUCCAAGAAAGCAGCCAGUGCGCCGUCGCGGGAGGCUCGAAACAAAUGGUACUGCAGUGUGCUUGAAAUGGGUCCAGCGGCCGGUCCGCCCUCAGACAACGGACGUUUAUCUUGCACGCCCCGAGACGAGAGCGAUAGCGCUUGUCGACACUGCCAGCCUAGAAAACUCACACACCGUGCAGCCAUCACCGGCUCCAUGGUUGACCGCGUUGUGUCUCUCCUCUGCAGGACGACUGCAACGCCGCCGAGCGGCAUGCGCCAGCCAGCGACUGCAGGGGGCUCCGCGGGCAUGGCGCCCUCCCUCUCGAUCAGAGUUUUCUGCUCACUGGCGCUGCCGUGCGCCCACACGCCGAAACACAGACAACGCAGAUGGUCGACCUCACGCCAUACCGCGAAACCAGCAGCAGCGGCUUUCUGCUUCGAGUGCGCACAAUCACGCGCGGAGGCCCUCGCAACGGGCGUCGCUCGUCUGGCGAUUUCCGCGCUGGGAGCCAAUGGCCACCCAGAUGGCGACCCGGCGUGCAGCGCUUUGGCCAGUAAGUGGUCGCCAGGAAAGGCAAGCCGGGGCUGGGAGCGCUUGGCCGCACCCAAAGCGAACCCUGGGGACGCCCGCGCCACGGACCACUUCCCGCCGUCUGAUUCGCCCAAGCACGAGAUCCUAACGGCUUCAAGGGCUUUGGCGCAAUCUCCCGCUUCCGUUACGAGGAACAAGCCUCCGUGUGGCGAUCACGAUUCACGCGCUGGAGCGUCGCCAACACCGUGCUGUUGCACACUCACGCAUCGUGGGCGCCGCCGCCCAUUGCCCUUCCCGGCCCAGCCUGCUUACGCCGGGGGAAACGCCACUGAUAAUCAGCCCACGAAGCCUGCUCACCGUCUCUCGGCGCGGGAAGAACUGCGGUUGUGUCUACCACGAGAUAAAGAAGAAACACUUCAGCCCGUCGCUUCCCCUUGGUGGUCACGACGUUACAGUGCCUCAGCUGUGCUUCGUCGGAUGCAGGCUCCCGCGAUGAGGGACGGAAGACACAAGGUUUGA
Messenger RNA from Trematosphaeria pertusa, 1137 nucleotides. RefSeq lists its product as uncharacterized. NCBI's taxonomy places the organism in Eukaryota, Fungi, Ascomycota, Dothideomycetes, Pleosporales, Trematosphaeriaceae. The transcript has 2 exons. The record is from RefSeq and is a predicted model, not a curated record. The coding region runs from base 1 to 1137 and encodes 378 amino acids.